This is a messenger RNA of Hippocampus comes (tiger tail seahorse), 1276 nucleotides long. RefSeq names its product transmembrane protein 196 (gene tmem196). The record is from RefSeq and is a predicted model, not a curated record. The transcript is spliced from 4 exons. Lineage: Eukaryota; Metazoa; Chordata; Actinopteri; Syngnathiformes; Syngnathidae. The coding region runs from base 335 to 895 and encodes 186 amino acids.
UUCAUGCUUUUUAACCCAUUUGUGUCUCUUGGUUCUCCACUGACGAUUAAACUUCAUGUCACCUUAUAUAAGGUUUUCCAUGACAGAACUACCUUUGACCAGCUUUUAAUAGCAAGCCAUCUUCUUUCGGAAUUUGGUAGAUUAUAUAUUUACUGCACUAGUGUCAAUGUGUGUGUGUGUGUGUACACAGUGCGCUCUGUGAGAGACGUCCAAGGAAAGCAGGGGCGGCAAGCAGUCACCUCUCCUCUUCUCUUUCUGUCCAAGUCCUCGUCUUUCCUCGCCUUCCACUCUGGGUGUCUGCUUGUCUGGCUAAUGAUGGAUCAAUGUCAGCACAAUGGAAAAGAGACCUUUGCUUCACCCUGCACCCACCUCCACUUAUUACCACUUUCUCCAUUGCUUACUGCCACCCGUUAUCAUCUUCUCUGUAUUUUCAAUAGGCUUUUUCUCCUCAUGUCUUUCUGUGCCGCCCUCCCGUCUCCCGUUCACUCCAUGCCUUUGGGCCAAUGAUCGCAUUAGCUUAGUUUGGUUCAGGAGUCCUGCCAGCCAGACGCCUCACACACCUCACAGGAUGAUUUUGUUCUCAGCGUGCUGCAUCUGUGGUCUGAUUGGCGGCAUCCUCAACUUCCAGUUUGUCCGUGCGCUCACAAAACGACCAGAUUCCAUGCAAUCCAUCCACUUUGCUGCCAUGACUCUGGCCUGUCUGGGGAUCUCCUCAUGUACAUUAUCCACUUGGCUCACCUGUCGUCUGGCCAGUUCCGAGCAACAGAGGAUGUUCUUGGAGAGGGAGCACUCCUUGCACCAUUCACACGAGAUGACAGAGAAGGAUGUCUUGGACAACUCCAGUAACGGUAUACCUCAGCUCUCCUACAAUGGACACACCAGUGCAUCACCAUGACGACAACUUGAAUCACUUGCUGUCAAUACAUAAAGCGUGGCUGUACUGCAGGCGGAAAAUGCUUUGACGUAUAACAAUAUCAAUCACAGGAGGUGGACUCUGUGCAGAGAGUGAAGUGAGAUUUUUUUUUUUUUAAAUUAUUAUUAUUUUUUUGGAUGGAUGGAGUGCAUCGGACCUAACCAAAGAGGAUGAAUUGACAUUUUAGUGUCAAAUAAAUACUUGAUAUCAUCAAACCUUUAAAUGAAUGAGCAGAAUGGAAGAGAUUUUCUUUCUAUACUGCCUCAAAAUCAGUUAGUCAGGCUUUACCUCAGUGUGGGUUUUAAUUGAACAUUUUCUCAUCUGCUUAUCCUCACAAGGGUUGCGGGUGUGCUGUAGCCUAUC